Molecule: messenger RNA, 2293 nt
Organism: Pungitius pungitius (ninespine stickleback)
Lineage: Eukaryota; Metazoa; Chordata; Actinopteri; Perciformes; Gasterosteidae
Product: heparan sulfate glucosamine 3-O-sulfotransferase 5
Exons: 3
Coding region: 495-1532 (345 amino acids)
Molecular function (GO): [heparan sulfate]-glucosamine 3-sulfotransferase activity
Source: RefSeq, a predicted model, not a curated record
CUUCUUCGGGAAAACGCCCCAGCUCUCCCCGUACACCCUACUCCUCCUCUACAGCAGCUCCACAGCAGUAACGCACCGGAGUCUGCGCCUCUCCAACGCCGCACUGAUCCACGGAGCUGCUAAAGAAGGGCGCUUAUGGCGUAAUUGCGCUCCUGUUUACCUUAACGCUGUAAAUUUUAUGGAGAAAGAAGAAGGCGAAGUUGGAAAAAAAGGGGGCAAUGUACUAGUCGAGAGUCGGGACGCGUGUUUUCCUUGCACCGGAACAUCCAAUUUCUGAUCAUUUAUUCCCUCCCACCCGCACGCACCCGCCUCCACUUUGUCCCGUUUAACCUGAAGCCACUUGGCCCCGUGCCGAGGGACAUAUAGAGAGGCUCUCUGACCUCCGUUGCAUCCCACCUGGUCCUCAUCCUGAGCAUCUGGCUGGAAGGGUAGUCGUCGUGUUCCGAGGAUGCCGAACAGGCUCAAGACGCAGUCCUGAAGAUUGAUGGAGGGCCAUGCUAUUCAAACAGCAGGCAUUGCUGAGACAGAAGCUCUUCGUUCUGGGCAGCCUCGCUAUCGGAAGUGUCCUCUAUCUCGUGGCCAGGGUUGGGACCUUGGAUAGGCUACAGCCCAUUUGCCCCAUUGAGAGCCGACUACCCCAUCCUGAGCUAGAGCAGAUCCCUCUCCGCACCUUGCAGUUCAAGCGCGGCCUGCUCCAUGAAUUGCGCAAGGGCAAUGCCACCAAAGAGCAAAUCCGCCUGCACAACCUGGUCCAGCAGCUGCCGCGGGCCAUCAUCAUCGGGGUGCGUAAGGGGGGAACCCGCGCCCUGCUGGAGAUGCUCAACCUGCAUCCGGCGGUGGUCAAGGCCUCGCAGGAGAUCCACUUCUUCGACAAUGACCAGAAUUACGGCCGGGGCAUCGACUGGUACCGCGAGAAAAUGCCCUUCUCUUUCCCCCACCAGAUCACCAUUGAGAAGAGCCCCGCUUACUUCAUCACAGAGGAGGUCCCCGAACGCAUCUUCAAGAUGAACUCCUCCAUCAAGCUGCUGAUCAUCGUACGCGAGCCCACCACCAGGGCGGUGUCCGACUACACGCAGGUGCUGGAGGGCAAGGAGCGCAAAAACAAGACCUACCACAAGUUCGAGAAGCUGGCCGUGGACUCCGGCACCUGCGAGGUCAACACAAAGUACAAAGCGGUGCGGACCAGCAUCUACACCAAACACUUGGAGCGCUGGCUCAAGUUCUUCCCCGUGGAGCAGUUCCACAUCGUGGACGGUGACCGCCUUAUCACGGACCCGCUGCCGGAGCUGCAGCUCGUCGAGCGCUUCCUUGAGCUGCCCUCGAGGAUCAGCAGGUACAACCUGUACUUCAACGCCACCAGGGGGUUCUACUGCCUGCGAUUCAACAUUGUCUUCAACAAGUGCCUGGCGGGCAGCAAGGGCCGCAUCCAUCCAGAGGUGGACCCGUCGGUGGUGACUAAAUUGCAACGGUUCUUCCACCCAUUCAAUCAGAAGUUCUACCAGAUCACUGGCAGGACCUUCAACUGGCCGUGACCACGGCUUGGGAUCCUCCAGUGAGAUUCCCCGACUGUUUUUGUUGUUGUUGUUUAGAAAGGCAAGGCUGUGAGAUCUCAAAUUAAAAUGUUAACAGCACUUUGAGUUUAAUACAGGAUUGACAGUGUGACCAAAUAUAAAAAGGGACUUGAUGCUUGAAUGUGUGUGAAACAAAAUAACUUGAUGGUUUGACUAAAAUAAUUGGUUUGCUUAAUCUUGCAAGUUAAGUGAUUUGUCCCUCAUCGUUCCCCAUACGGAGGGAAGAAAAGCCGCACCGAGCUCUUUAAUUAACAGAAGACAUUAUUUUUUUUGUUGCUCUUUAAAAGACUAUCAAACGCUGACAUUCAUGCUGUUUUUUCUCCCAGUACAAUGAGCAAAAGAUAUCUAAGUUACAUUUCAUAAGCAACAUAGUUGUUCAUUUAUUCCCCCCAUGUUGUUUAUUUGACCAAAUCCGUCACUUUUAACAUUGGAGACUCCUGUGUUAGUCGUCUUCUGUUCAAAUUGGUUUCUGCCACGUUUUUAUGUUAUGUUAUGAACCCAUCUGAAGGUGACCUCAUCUCAUUCCCAACCCAGCACCCAGUCUGAAGCACAGAACCGCUUCAUCAGAAAUGGUUCUUGUAUUUAAAGACUCCAGCUUUUGUUUUUUUUAACAUACAUUUCCUGGCACAACAGCCAUAGGGGGGGGGGGGGUUGUCCUCUGAUGAUUGUCGUCAAACCAACUGUUUAUUCUUUGCUGAUGUGUCUGUUACUGUGCAAAUACU